CCCUCUUCUCAAGGCCCUAAAAGCUAAGACGUCCUCACGCUCUGGUCCAAAUGCCACUGAGAUAAGGAAGACAACUGAUGAUUCCAUAUCUAAGGUCCUAGACUGGUUUAACAGAAGUUCUCACACAGAUGACAAUAAGUCAUUUUUCCAACAUCCCAGAAGAAUAGAGCCCAAAGAAAAAACAGACUCAAAAUCACAGAUUGCUAUUGCCUUGGUGACAGAUGACAUCAGUCUAAAAGAAAAUGGCUCAAAGGCUCCAUUAUCCACUGAAGUUGAAUUGACACCUAUGGGAUCUGAUUUAAUGUUCCAGGUAGAGGGAAAUAUGCUGCCUUCUGGAAACUGCCAAGAUAGUAAUGUGAAUAUCAAACCCAAAUCUAUUAAUUUGUCCAAACAAGGCAAGGAAGGUCCAGGCAUAUGGCAGCCAUUUGAAAUCUGCGGUCCAAAUCAAGGGAGUAAAGCUCUGGACUAUAGCCAAGGUUCAAAAAACAUAGGAGAAGGAAAUGGGGUACUUCCCCCAAACUAUUCGUACAGUGCUCUCAAGGGAUCUGAAUUUGUAGAACACCAAGUCCCAUGCAAUGUUCAGGAUGCUGGCAGCGUGGGUGAAGAAAAGGCCAAGCCUCGUGCUUAUGAAAAAAAUAGAGGAAACUCAGAAGUGAAUUUUGAUUCUUCAACCAUUAUCAAAGAACCAAGUUUGAAAGACAACGUGAAGGCAAAGAGAGAGAGCAAGGGGAGGGAUAUUUACGUCCCAAAAGCUUCCUUAGAGUCAAAGAAUAUUGAGUCACCACCUGGGGCUGCCAACGACAAAUCUCCUUGGAAGAAGCCCGAGGUCCAGCUCCAAGAAGCUGAUGAGGUUCCCAAGAACCAAGUGCAAAGAGAGAAAUACAAAAGAGUGAGUGAAAGAAUAUCCUUUUGGGAAGGUGAGAAAGCUGCUGCUAAGUUAACUCAUCAAGAACACCCAUCUUCAUGCAGUCAGGAACAACCCUCUGCUAAAGCAUAUCAGCCUGUGAAGUCCAUGGACAGUUUAUCUAUGGGCCAGAAUGAAUAUAAUCAAGUCACUGCCAAACAAGUGGUCCUAGAUGAGGAUGGCCAAGCAGCCCAUCUCUCCAGUUUUUAUUCCUCGAAUAAACCUAAAGAGACCAGGCCCCAAAUAUCAGGUCCAUUCAAAAAUUAUCUUUCAGCUGACCAAUCAAGUAAAGCAUCUCUAUUUCACAAUAAGAAAAAUGAACCUAUAAAAACAUUGCCAGUGGCAGACAGCUUGCGUUCUGGAAGGGACAUUACCUUACCGGCACUGCAACAUCCUUCAAAUGUUGGGAGUGAAAUACAUACUUCUUUGGAGGAAGACAGAUCCCCAAUUGGUGAAUCAAAUCUCAACUUUAAAGUUAUGUCCCUAAAAGAAAGAAUGGAUGAACCCACCACAGAACAGGUUUAUAAUCACUCUCAAUUUGAGAAUUUGAGACAGUUUUGGGAUUUAGGAGCCAAUAUGAACAGUCAGGAUAAUGUUGAGAAGAAGAAUACCACAACAAGCCAAAAAAAUUCUGUGCCUUUUAAUAGCCAGAAACACAAAGAAUUCAGUGACAUUAAAUCACCAGGGAAAAAUACCCAUGAAAUAGAGAGACUUCUAAGCCAAAAGAAAGUUCCCACAAGAGAGGAACUAGAGAAAUUGAAUUCAAAGUGCACACUCCAGGUGUUACCAGAUGAAACCACAUUUUCAUUGAGACCACCCAGAAAGUCCACUCAUCAACUGCCAGGAAAUGAGUCAUCAAAGGAAAACGUGGAAAAGAAUACGGAAUGGUUUGUUACUCCAGUGUUCAAGGAAGAAAAGCAUUACUCAGACCAAGAGAUUCAAGAAUCCAUAGUGAAAACAACUGUUUUAUCUAAAGACUAUAAAGACACUCUUAAUGACAGCUUACAGAAGCUGCUUUCAGAAGCUUCAUCACCAGCAAUCCAACCUUCUGGUGGAAAAGUUCAUGGAAAACAAGUGCUUGAACCAAGUGUCUCUGAAAAUAGGACAUGGCCUCAAAAGACAGAUUUUGCCAAUACUGAGGAAGAAGCCAAAGGACCUAAGGAGAUCAUUAAUGAGCAUGUAGACAAAACAGUAGCUCCUCCAAAGGUCAAACCAAACACUUUGACUGCUAGUCUAGACAAACUAUUGAAGGAAGCAACUGGAACUUCAGCCUCUCCCUUGCAAACCAAGUUGGAAUCUGUUACCACUAGGUUCAAUUCUGAGCCUGAAGGGAAAAGAGUUUUUGAAAAAGGGAUAGAACAGAGUUACAACACACCAGCCUUUCAGAGAGAGGAAGAAACUUUGGGAAAUACACCUCUCCCCCAGAACGCUGAAGGUGGUGAGUGUCCGCUAAACAUGGAGAACUUGGUUCAGAUGACUGCAGGUUUUCACCCAUUGGAUCAACCAUCCCAUCUUCACAGAAAGGGUUCUUCUGGGGAUGUGACCAACACUCCCCAAGAUAUGCCUUCUUCCUGGGAUGCUCAUCUUGCUCCCCAGCAUAAGUCACUACCUUUUCACAGGGGAAUUUCAGAGACUGUAGAAAAAGUCAUUCUUCCACCCAAACAUGCAUUGAAUGAUAUAGACACUGUAUUACAGAAUCUACAUAGAGAAGCUUGGUUUAGUUAUCCAGUUGGGAGGGAAGUAGUUCCUGGAGAAGUAAAAGCAGAAUUUCCUGAAGGAGUACAGGCAGCAGGUAGCCCUAAAAAUUCUCUGGGAGUUAUCCCACCAUGGGCUCCAAUGGACACCAUAGUUCCAAACAGAAAGGAUUUUUAUUCCUUCAACAUAGUUCCUGAUGAAAUUCAUGAAGAUGGAUCAUAUUUAGCUGCCCAAAUGUCUCCAUCAGAACAAACCCUUAGCUCAUCCAGUUCUAGUGUUGCUCAGUAUGGCAAAGAGUUACCUCAGGAAGUGGUAGAAAUUGUGAGGGAAACAAUUAUUCACCCUAAAUCAGAGCUCCUUGAAUUCAGUGCUGGCUUAGAAAAACUACUGAAGGAAACAAUUGAAACCCCUUCCUCAAAACAUGAAAGUGAUACAGGGACUCUUUCUCCAUCCAAGGUAAUAGGUAGUACUGAGGUGCCCAGGCAGGAUGCUUCUGAAUUCCAUCCUGAGGAAAUAAAAGAAACAGUAAAAAAGUCUGAAGCUCUGUCAAUAACUGAGAGUGCUUUUGAUAUUGGUUUUGAGAAACUCCUUAAAGAAACAUCUGAAACUCCUUCUUAUCAGUUCCAGGUGUCAGUGAAGGAGGAAAUUCCUGAGAAGGAGCCUUCACAGUCAGAGUGGGCCAGGUUCUUGGAGACAGUGCCCCAUUUUUACUGGGCAGCCUCAGAGGCCUCUGAAAUGAAGCUUAAGAGUAAUGUUUUCAAAUCGCAAGUCAACCAGUGUGAUCAAGUGAUGAGAGGAGGCGAAGUUGUGACUGAUUUGUCAGCAGAUCUCUGUGAUUCUGAAAGUGGGGUUGAGAUUACUGGAACCCCACAACUUUAUGUGGACCAUGAAAUAGAGACUGUUGAAACUAUAAAACCCCCAGAGGACAGGCAUAGUGAAAGUAAGGUUGCAAGGGUUGGAGAAGGGGCUUUUCAGGAGCCUGGCUUCGAAGAGUCUCCUGAAGCAAUUAGUGUGCCCAGAAAUAGGCAACCCACUCCUCUCCUGACGAACAAAGAAAACCCUACAAAAACAAGUAGAGUUGAAUUGAUUCUGGCAUCACCAUAUAAGAGACAAGAGAAAGAGGAAGAAAAAGAAGGUUUCUCUGACUCCGAUUUUUCAGAUGGAAACAUUGGUUCUAAUGCAGAAAGCUGGAGAAAUACCUCCAGUUCAGAAGAAGAACCCAGUCCUGUUUUGAAAACUUUGGAAAGGAGUCCUGCUAGAAAAAUGCCUUCCAAAAGUCUAGAAGACAUUUCAUCAGAUUCAUCAAAUCAAGCAAAAGUAGAUACUCAGCCAGAAGAAUUAGUACGUAGUGCUGAAGAUGAUCAAAAAGCAGAUCAGGAACCAGAUACAAAUGAAUGCAUACCAGGAAUUUCCACAGUGCCUUCACAACCUGAUAAUCAGUUUUCCCACCCCGACAAACUCAAAAGGAUGAGCAAGUCUGUUCCAGCAUUUCUCCAAGAUGAGAGUGAUGACAGAGAAACAGAUACAGCAUCAGAAAGCAGUUACCAGCUCAGCAGACACAAGAAGAGCCCGAGCUCUUUAACCAAUCUUAGCAGCUCCUCUGGCAUGACGUCCUUGUCUUCUGUGAGUGGCAGUGUGAUGAGUGUUUAUAGUGGAGACUUUGGCAAUCUGGAAGUGAAAGGAAAUAUUCAGUUUGCUAUCGACUAUGUGGACUCACUGAAGGAGUUGCAUAUCUUUGUGGCCCAGUGUAAAGACUUAGCAGCAGCAGAUAUUAAAAAACAGCGUUCCGACCCGUAUGUAAAGACUUAUCUGUUACCAGACAAGGGCAAAAUGGGCAAGAAGAAAACACUUGUAGUGAAGAAAACUUUGAAUCCUGUGUAUAACGAGAUACUGCGGUAUAAAAUUGAAAAGCAAAUCUUAAAGACCCAGAAGCUGAACUUGUCUGUUUGGCAUCGGGAUACGUUUAAGCGCAACAGCUUUCUAGGGGAAGUGGAACUUGAUUUGGAAACUUGGGACUGGGACAACAAACAGAAUAAACAAUUGAAGUGGUACCCUCUGAAGCGGAAGACAGCACCAGUUGCCCUUGAAGCAGAAAACAGGGGUGAAAUGAAGUUAGCUCUCCAGUACGUCCCAGAGCCAAUUCCUGGUAAAAAGCUUCCUACAAGUGGAGAAGUGCACAUCUGGGUGAAGGAAUGCCUUGGUCUACCACUCCUAAGAGGCAACCAUCUAAAUUCUUUUGUUAAAUGUACCAUCCUUCCAGAUACAAGUAGGAAAAGUCGCCAGAAGACGAGAGCUGUAGGGAAAACCACCAACCCUGUCUUCAACCACACCAUGGUGUACGAUGGGUUCAGGCCUGAAGAUCUGAUGGAAGCCUGUGUAGAGCUUACUGUCUGGGACCAUUACAAAUUAACCAACCAGUAUUUGGGAGGUCUUCGGAUUGGCUUUGGAACAGGUAAAAGCUAUGGUACUGAAGUGGAUUGGAUGGACUCUACUUCAGAGGAAGUUGCUCUCUGGGAAAAGAUGGUAAAUUCCCCUAACACUUGGAUUGAAGCAACUCUGCCUCUCAGAAUGCUGUUGAUCGCCAAGAUUUCCAAAUGAACCCAAAGUCUCCUCCACUGAAGACUACUAAACAGGUGGAAUCUGAUCUUGAAAAUGUGACUAUGUGGACAGAGAUCAUCACCUAUCUACUGCCACUAAUGAAUGCUACACAGCAUGUUAAAGUCAACCUGCAUGUGCUUCUUUGGCUACAAGGCCCAAGAGAUUUAAAUAAUAACAAAAUGUGUAACUGAUUUGUGACUCCAACAUUAAAGAAGAUAUUUGAGAAAGCUAGGAAAAUCGAACUCUUGCUACUGCUUUGAAGAAAAAGCUGCCAAAAAUAUUAAAUGUGGGAUGUGGGUUAAUGAGCAAAAUUUUCUAGCCUGCCAUUGUGUGUUUCAGAGCACAACCCUGAGCUACAGUGAGGAGGGCCUGCCACUUGAUCAUUGAAAGCUCUUGAAGGAACUGAAAAUAAAUAGGUUGUGAAAAAGAGUGACAGAAAGAUACUCCUACAAAGGGGAAAAAGGCAGACUAUCAGUGAUGAUAAAGAAUUUGACCAUAAGAAAACUAUUUACUUACUGCAAUCUCUAUUAAAAUAUGGAAUUCCAUGUUAGGGCAAUGAGACUGAAUUUACUGCAUGUACAUCUGCCUAGAGAAACUGCUUUCCCUUUUCCCAGUGUUAAAACAGUCUCAAAUGUACUUUGGUGCCACCCACUGGCCAUAGGUGGAAUUCACUUUUUGGCUUAAUUUUCUCCUAAGAUAGGUCUCAAGCUUGUAUUUUGUAAGAGAGUAUGUAAAAAAAACAAUAAAAACCUUGCAUAUAUAAGAUUCUAUUCUUCUUAUAACUCUACUAUAUGAAAGCAGCAUGAGAGUAGUCACAGAGAUGCUUUGCAAUAAAGUUUUAAUUAGAAUGUAAAUUGUUAAAUUACACUUCCUAUGUAUGUAUAAUUUUCAUAAAGUAUUUUAUAAAAAGCCAAAUUAUUAUAUGAUUUAAUCACGUCAAAUUAAUUUGACUUCUUAUUUUAAAUGAAAUACUUUAUGGUAGAAAUCCUAAAAUCUAAA
Ceratotherium simum simum (southern white rhinoceros) is the source of this 6196-nucleotide messenger RNA. The record is from RefSeq and is a predicted model, not a curated record. Lineage: Eukaryota; Metazoa; Chordata; Mammalia; Perissodactyla; Rhinocerotidae.